Messenger RNA from Neofelis nebulosa (Clouded leopard), 3378 nucleotides. RefSeq names its product thrombospondin type laminin G domain and EAR repeats (gene TSPEAR). Gene Ontology annotation, biological process: signal transduction. Lineage: Eukaryota; Metazoa; Chordata; Mammalia; Carnivora; Felidae. The transcript is spliced from 12 exons. Bases 960 to 2972 code for a protein of 670 amino acids. The record is from RefSeq and is a predicted model, not a curated record.
CCGGGGGCGGGGGCUUCCCUGGAGGGAGUGUGGUGUUUGCAGCCACGGCAGAGUCAUUCUGCGGCGAGGAAAAAGGUCACCGGCGGCCUACGAAAGGGUCCUGCGGAUCCCGGGAAAGGGCCCAGGACGCAGUGUCUCCGCACACAGGCCAUCGCCCCCCGCCGGCCCUGGGUGCUCUGGAGAGGGGCGGGCAGGGCAGGGCGUCAUAAACAACAAUAAUCGCGCUUAAAAGCUGUCCUGCCUGGAGCAGCCUUUCCCGUCUACUACCCUGCCCGCUGCGGUUUGGAGAGGUCAGACCCAAGUGACCCUCGGCCUCGGUGAAGGGCAGCUCCCGCCGUGAGCUGGGCCUCGGCGCUCCCCGCCCCCGGGCCGUCUUCCCGUGUCUUCUCAUUAGCUGUUCCCGCGGACUGGCUUCCCUCCGGAGGGGAAUUCCUGAAACCCACACACCCUCGGGAGGGCUGGGCACCAGAUAAAAGCCGUCCUCAAAGCCCGGCCCCUCCUGGGACCCGGUGGCUGUGCUCGGCGCGCAGCUUGUCCUCCUAAGGCAGGGGUCUGCACCCACGGAAAACAGGUUCUCGGAGUUUUUCUGGUUUGCUCCCAGCUCUCCACCGGCACACCUAUUUCUGUCUUUCCUUUGGGAGAAAUGUGCUUUGCCAAUGACUAACCGCAGUUGUGCUGAGAUGCUAUCACCUGUCACCUGCACGGCAGGACCCGAGCCCAUGCGGAAAUGAGAUAGGCCCGCGCCACCUGCCUCCCCCCCGGCAGAGCCCUGAGAAGGUCUGUGCCACCCGGGGCCGCCUCUGUCCUGUCUCGGGACUCGGGCAUGUGGCCAUCACAGUGACUGCCCCAGGGCCCCCUGCUGCCACCCUGAAAGGGCCCACCCGGGUGUCGGACGAGCAGCUCCCUCCCUGCGGGCCGAGGGCGGAGCCCCUGGAUGGAGCUUGGGACCUAUACUCCUCAUGUCUGUCCUGCUGAUGCUGUGUGUCCCGCUCCUGGCCCUGGCGACCCCGGGCCGAGGCACCCGGCGAUGGGAACCCUGCACAGACCUGCGCCCCCUGGACAUCCUGGCAGAGGCCCUCCCUCCAAAUGGCGCUGCGGGCGGAAUCAGGGUGACACAGGCGAAUGGCGUGCGAGGACUCCAGCUCUCGGCCGCCGCCCCCCACGCCAUGAGCUUCCCCGCAUCGAGGAUUUUCUUCCAAUGCGACCUCUUCCCUGAAGAAUUUUCGAUCGUCAUAACCUUGAAAGUUCCCAAUCUUCCCCCUAAGAAGAAUGAAUACCUGUUCACUGUGGUGACGGAGGAGUCUGACGGGCUGUUGCUGGGUGUGCGGUACUCGCCCACCAGGCUGCAUUUCCUGUUCCUCAGCCAGGACGCGGCGGGGGCCUGGCAAACCCGCGUGACCUUCCGCAGUCCCGCUCUGAUGGACAACCAAUGGCACACGCUGGUCUUGGCCGUGUCCGAAGGAUCCUUUUCCCUCACCGCGGACUGCGGCGUCCCCGCGGACAUAAUGGCUGACGUGCCCUUCCCGGCCACCCUCUCGGUGCGAGGAGCCCGAUUCUUCAUCGGCAGCCGGAAGAGGACCAAAGGCCUGUUCACGGGCCUGGUGAGGCAGCUGGUCUUACUGCCUGGCUCGGAUGCCACCCCAAGGCUCUGUCCCUGCAGGAGUCCCGAGCUGGCUGUGCUGUCCAUCCCCCCAGUCCUGCAGGGCCCCCCGGGGAAGCCAGAAGAUAAUGAGGUGCUAAAAUAUCCCUAUGAAACCGACCUGAAGGUGACUCUGGGGUCCCGGCCUCCGUGCACCAAAAUGGAGGAUGCCCAGUUCUGGUUUGAUGCCAGCCGGAAGGGGCUGUUCCUGUGUGUGGACAGCCAGUGGGUCUCCGUGUUAGCAGCCAAGGAGAAACUGGACUACGUGGAAGAACAUCAAAGCCUGUUCACCGACUCGGAGACGCUGGGCAUCGAGGUCUUUGCCAUCCCCGAGGCCGGGCUCUUCGUGGCAGCCGCCAACCGCAAAGCCACAUCCGCCAUCUACAAGUGGACCGAUGGGAAGUUCGCCUCCUACCAGAACAUUCCCACGCACCAGGCACAGUCCUGGAGACACUUCACCAUCGGGAAGAAGAUCUUCCUGGCUGUGGCUAAUUUUGAACCGAAUGAAAAGGGCCAGGAGUUCUCUGUCAUUUAUAAAUGGAGCCAGAGGAAGCUGAGGUUCACACCGUACCAGAGGGUCCCCACCCACAGCGCCCGGGACUGGGAAGCCUUCGAGAUGGCCGGGGAGCACUUCCUGGCCGUGGCCAACCACAGGGAAGGUGAUAACCACAACAUCGACAGCGUCAUCUACAAGUGGAACCCGAGGACCCGACUCUUCGAGGCCAACCAGACCAUUGCCACCUCGGGCGCCUAUGACUGGGAGUUCUUCACCGUGGGGCCCUACUCCUUCCUGGCGGUGGCCAACGCCUUCAACGGCACGUCCACCAAGGUGCACUCCCACCUGUACGUCUGGCUCCUUGGCUCCUUCCAGCUGUUCCAGGCCUUCCUGACGUUCGGCGCCGCGGACUGGGAGGUGUUUCACAUCGGAGAGAGGGUCUUCCUGGCUGUCGCCAACAGUCACAGCUACGACGUGGAAAUGGAAGCACGCAACGACUCCUACGUCAUCAACUCGGUCAUCUACGAGCUGAAUGUCACCGCGCAGACCUUCGUCAGGUUCCAGGAGAUUACCACCUGCAGCGCUCUGGACUGGGAGUUUUUCUCGGUGGGAGAAGAUUAUUUCCUGGUGGUCGCAAACUCCUUCGACGGAAACACCUUCCUGGUAAACAGUAUUAUUUACAGGUGGCAGGGGUAUGAAGGGUUCGUGGCCGUGCACAGCCUCCCGACCUUCGGCUGCAGAGACUGGGAGACCUUCCGCACCGCGGCGGGUUCCUACCUCGUCUACUCCAGCGCGAAGGAGCCCCGCUCCCGGGUGCUGAAGCUGAGGACGGGGUGAGGGCACUGGCGCCCCUCCCGGAGCCCUGGGAGAAGCCGGCCCUUUCUGGGCCCUGGCCCUCGUCCGGGGGGGGGGGGGGGGCGUCCGUCCACCUCUCUGCCCCGGUGACCGUCGCGGCGGAUUUGGGGGCUCCGCAGGCGGUCGGGCCGGAGUCGGGUGCUGCCCUGCGAGCCCGGGCGGGCUGCCCAGGGUUCGCCUCAAGGGAGAAGUUCAUACAAAAUUUUACCUCAGAACCAGCGGGACCUCCCCACGGUCCUCCCGGCCCACCCGGGCGCGGGCACAGGCUUCACGCGGAUGCACGUAUCUCACACCGGCUAUUUAUUGUAUACUGUCUGUACAGAAAUAUAUUUAUGACGCUCUUUACCAAAGGCCUGAAGGCGUCUGCGUGUUUGUGGGGGGGACGGUU